Molecule: messenger RNA, 990 nt
Organism: Saccostrea echinata
Lineage: Eukaryota; Metazoa; Mollusca; Bivalvia; Ostreida; Ostreidae
Product: nociceptin receptor-like
Exons: 1
Coding region: 1-990 (329 amino acids)
Biological process (GO): G protein-coupled receptor signaling pathway
Cellular component (GO): plasma membrane
Molecular function (GO): G protein-coupled receptor activity
Source: RefSeq, a predicted model, not a curated record
AUGAACAAUUCCUCAGAUCUCAGUGCGACUUCCUAUAAAACACAUUCAGAGUACAAAGCUGCAGAACAGAUCUGGAUUUACAUGUCACCCGUUCUGUUGUUCAUAGGUACAGUUGCCAACACACUCUCAAUUAUAGUGUUGCUGCGCAAACAGAUGCGCAGUACAACGACAAUGUUUUAUCUAACAGUUCUCUCGUUUGGCGAUAUGAUGGUGCUCUAUACCGGUUUACUUCGACACUGGAUAAAAUGGGCCUUCCACGCAGACAUCCGCGUGAUAUCGCAAUUCUCCUGCAAGACACAUACAUUUCUUGUAUAUUUUUCUUUGGACUUUACCACAUGGGUGCUAGUUGCAGUCACUGUAGAUAGAUGUAUAUUUGUGUGUUUACCUUUUAGGGCCAAAACAAUUUGCACCUUAAAGCAUGCCAAGAUUGUAGUGGUUUGUAUCGCUCUUGUAAUGACUGCUCUGAACAUCCAUCUUUUCUGGAGUGUAGCAGUUGAGAUGGAACUUGGAGAGUUAGGUUGUGCAUAUAUGAAUGAUUUCACAAAGUUUACCUGGCCGUGGAUUGAUUCCUGUGUGUUUAGCAUAAUUCCUUUUAAUCUUAUGAUAAUAGCAAACAUAAUUCUCAUAAAACAUAUAUUAAUGUCCCAAACGCGCGUUGCAGCUCACACGCAACAUGGCGAAAGUGACGUGCAACAAUCCAAUGUACAUUCAAAGCAUAGGAAAGUUACAAGUGUCACAACAAUGUUGCUGACGACCAAUUGUAUGUUUUUGGCAUUAACUUUGCCAAUUGCAAUCUACCUUAUUGUGUACCCUAAUAAAAUCCAAGACGCAACGGACCACGGAACCGCUGUUUUGGAGUUGAUAUGGGCAAUCGCUAAUAUGCUUCAGUAUACUAAUAACACCAUCCAUUUCUUUCUUUACUGCUUGACUGGACCUCGUUUUCGACAGGAAAUUUUAAAAAUUUUCAAACUAAAGGCUAUGUCGACAUAA